Molecule: messenger RNA, 2265 nt
Organism: Leishmania major strain Friedlin
Lineage: Eukaryota; Euglenozoa; Kinetoplastea; Trypanosomatida; Trypanosomatidae
Product: putative calpain-like cysteine peptidase
Exons: 1
Coding region: 1-2265 (754 amino acids)
Biological process (GO): proteolysis
Molecular function (GO): calcium-dependent cysteine-type endopeptidase activity
Source: RefSeq, a predicted model, not a curated record
AUGUCGUCAGCCCAGGACGAGUUCGACGAGACCACUAUCCACCCCGACUCUCUACCGGUGCCUGCGACAUGGAGGCAGAAGACCUCGGUCUUCCGGUACUGCGGGCCUUCUGUGGCGGGCGCAGUCUCCUCCGUGAUUGAUGAGGGGGUGCUCUACCGCAUCAUCACAGACGGUGGCGGCUGGGCCUUUUACAACGACACUCGAUACUACACGGUGCAGGUGAGAUACCGCAUCACGGCUCAGUCGCCGGUGACCCCAGGACACUCCGUCACGGUAGACGGCAAAGGGGCGCAGCAGGAGCUGUCGAUGGAGCUGGGGCCGGAGGAGACCAAGGUGUUGCUCACGGGCAGCGUGGUGGGCUUUGAGAAUCUCUGCAAGGCGACACUGCUGCCGAGGCGCGCAGCGACGACCCAAGAGGAUCAGGCACUGUGCGCGGAGCCGCAGCAGCACUGGAGCGUCCUCGCCACCUCGUGCCCUGAUGCCGCGUUGCUGGACCGCCGUAGCGUGUCGACGACGCACCUCGUCGCCCGAUGCGUGGAGAAGCAGAUUCGGUAUGUCGACCUGCAUUUCUUUCCCAGCCACGCUUCCCUCUACCGUGACGGCCAGGACAGCUUUUAUAUACCUCCUCUGCACUGGCGCCUGCCUGCGAGCUACCUCCCCAGGGAUGACGGCGUCCGUCACGAGGUGCGUCUUUUUCACGGCCCCAUCCUUCACCCUGACGGUUUGCACGCGGGGCACCUGCUCCCCAACCACUUGCUGCUCUCUGUUGCAAUCGGGCUUACGUGCCUCUGGCCGCAGGCGCUGCGCUGCCUCUUCAUUCAUCCGCAGGGGGCACAGGAGGGCAAGCGCGACCGGGCUGUCGGGGCCUAUCACGUGAGGCUAUGCACAGGGGGCUGGUGGCGGCUCUGUGUCUUGGACGAGUUCUUUCCCGCGUCUGCACAGUGCCCCGAAUUCAGCCAUUGUGCUGACGACCUGCGGGUGCUGUGGCUGCCUCUGCUGGAGAAGGCGUGCGCAAAGUCGCUCGGCUCCUACGCUGCAAUGCUGGGGGUCCCUCUGGAAUACUUUGUCCGUGCGCUCACUGGAGGGCCUUGCACAGUGCUGCGCGAGAUCUGGCCAGCACACGAGGACUUGUGCGACUCCACCGUCAAGGCAACUCGUUUCCUUGCGCUCAUGAAGAGGCUGCUGUUGCAACGAACGGCGGAGAUGCCGAGCGUGGUGUGUUGGCUGCAACCCCACUUUCGCGGCACCGCCCGCACACAGCACAUAGGCGAUCGGCUGGUGGUGCUGUACGAGGAUAUCGGACUCGACCCUAAUAUCGCCACCGUGGUGCUAGGGCUUGAGACGCUCGGCGAUGGGCAGUGCGUCGCGCGUCUGCGUCAGACGGCCCAGAAGAGGAGGUCGGCGGAGUCGUGGCUUGACCUUUGGCGCCGCGCCGGAAAGUCGUGGGUGGACGAGGUGAGCGAUCUCGUGUUCGCCAUGGAGGAGUCGGCGGGGGACACGGUGUGGAUGGCGCUGGAGGACUUACCGCAGUACUUCCAAGGCGGCUGUGUGGCACCACUGACGAGUGACUGGGGUACGGUGAAGGUGCAGGGUGAGUUUAUGCAGCGCCAGCCGUCUGUGGUGCUGGAGGUGACAGUGACAGCACCGACGCGCCUCUUGGCGAGCGUUACGCAGAGGGACCUCGAUGAGGCUGGUUUGCCGACGCAGGCAGUGAAGCUUGACAAUACCUCAAUCGGUGCAAGUCAAGCAUUAGCGGGGCUGAGCUGCCUGCUGUACGCCAAGGGAAGCGGCGACAGUACUCACUUUUAUGGCAGCAGCGGCAGCACUCCCGAUGCGUUCGAGGUUGCCCAAGAGCUGCAUUUCGCGUACGAGCGUGAGGUGACUGCCGGGCAUUUGCUAGACCCGCGCCAGGGCCCCUACUAUGUGGCGCCGUUUGUGCACGCCGCUUCGUUCGAUGUGGCGUACACCAUAACAGUCCAACUAAUCGGGGCAGACUCGGUGUCCUCUGCGGCGCCGCUGGGAGCUCCUGAGAGCAGCACGGCGAGAGUGCGCUUCAUGACGGCGAAACGAGGGACCGCUCUCUUUCAGAAUCUUACUCAGCCGAUCCUCCUUGAGUCCUCGAUGGAGGUGAGCUCGACAGCCAUGAACUACCAAAGUCACCCACCAGGGCAACUGCGCCUGCACUGCGGCUCGGGAGUGGCCGUCGAUCUCGUGCUCAGUGGCCGCGAUGUGCCAACGCCAAUAACAGCGGCAGGCACCGAAUGA